Messenger RNA from Etheostoma spectabile (orangethroat darter), 811 nucleotides. Its product is annotated as multiple epidermal growth factor-like domains protein 11. Lineage: Eukaryota; Metazoa; Chordata; Actinopteri; Perciformes; Percidae. The record is from RefSeq and is a predicted model, not a curated record.
AUACCUUACAAGGGUUAAGCAGGAAUCAGCAGGUAAAGAAAGUGAAUGAAUGUUCUACGAGACUGAAGUUCCUCAUCUUGGUUCCAGUUGGACUUCCUCCAUUUUAAUGUGCAGCUUUGGGCUGCCGGUGCUUAGGUGACGUGUUAUGUUAUGUUGCUGAUGUGAGAACAUGUGCUGACGCUGUGUGGUGACAGCAGGGCUGCAGUGCACAGGUCUGCUCUCCUCUCCAGAGACCUCUCCCAGUAACAGCUCUGCAGGCCGCUGCUUCUCCAACCCCAGCUACCACACCCUGGGGCCCUGCACCUACACCGCGCACUACGCCAAGCCCGACAAGGGACUCUCUGCCAAGAGGAAGUUAAAGAAGCGACAGAGGAACAGUGCUCCGGAGUGGGGGGCCUACUGCAACCUCAGCGAGCUGGGUGUGUACUGCAUCGACCGGCGCUACAGCUACCACGUGGAGCCGCGCUACAGAGACUACAUGAAGGGCUCCCUGUCCAGCACCUGCUCCAUCAACAGCGAGAACCCGUACGCCACCAUCAACGACGCGCCCGCCGCCUGCAAACACUCGGAGAGCAGCUACGUGGAGAUGAAGUCGCCCGCUCACCACGAGCACAUGGCACACUGCUGCUCCGCCGCCAUCAUCACCACGACGACCACCACGUCCGCCCCCGCCAAGAACGUCUACGACAUGGAACCAUCCAUCAGUAUCCUGCAGGGAGGGGGGGGUGCGGCGGUCCCCGGUUACCCCCAGAACCCGUACGACCUGCCCAGGAACAGCCACAUCCCGAGCCACUACGACCUGCUGCCGGUG